ACGAGUGCUUCCGGGCUGGAGCGAGGUGACCUACGCUGCUGGGGGAACCGCGGCGGCUGUGACCAUGGGGGCCCACCUGGCCCGGCGGUACCUGGGCGAUGCCUCGGUGGAGCCUGACCCCCUGCAGAUGCCCACCUUCCCGCCCGACUACGGCUUUCCCGAGCGCAAGGAGCGCGAGAUGGUGGCCACGCAGCAGCAGAUGCAGGACGCACAGCUAAUGCUGCACCAGCGGGACUACUGCGCCCACCACCUCAUAAGACUGCUCAAGUGUAAACGUGACAGCUUCCCCAACAUCCUGGGCUGCAAGCACGAGCAGCACGCCUGGGACUACUGCGAGCACCUUGACUAUGUGAGCCGCAUGAAGGAGUUUGAGCGGGAGCGGCGGCUGCUGAAGCGGAAGCAGCGACGGGAAAAGAGGGAGGCGGCCACAGCCAGAGGACAAGGGGAGGGGGAAGUGGCCCCCGAAGUGGCCCUGUAGGGACCUGUGGACCAGUCAAAUAAAGAUCUCUAGAUCUUA
Echinops telfairi (small Madagascar hedgehog) is the source of this 517-nucleotide messenger RNA. It is a transcript of the gene NDUFB7, whose product is annotated as NADH:ubiquinone oxidoreductase subunit B7. The transcript has 3 exons. Gene Ontology annotation, cellular component: mitochondrion. The coding region runs from base 65 to 478 and encodes 137 amino acids. The record is from RefSeq and is a predicted model, not a curated record. Lineage: Eukaryota; Metazoa; Chordata; Mammalia; Afrosoricida; Tenrecidae.